UUACUUUACGAUUCAAUGAAGGUAUCUUAAAAAGUCAGAGUGGCAAAUGUGACGAAAGACGAAAAGUUCGGAAUGCCGGGCGUUUUAGUGAGGAAUGCGGGGAACGGGAAAGAGGGAGCUUCUUCAAGGUGGAACGGGAAUGAAGUCUCACAGAAGUUCGACUCUUCUUCCGCCCCAGCCAUCCAAAACGAAGUUUUUGAACUUCUCAAGAAUCAAGGUCUUUUCGAUGAAUUCCGUCGUGAAAGCAUGGAAGACAUUGACACCAAGGCGGGUUUUCAAAAUGUGUGCAAUCGGCUGGAGACCAUGAUCGAGAAGCAUUUGGGAAAAAUCAAAUGGUCGCCAGAUUUGAAUCGUAAUGCAAUACGAGAAGAGCUGCGCCAGACCCUGAAUUCGUCGGGAAUGGAAACAAGCAUUUCUCGAUUGGCCGAUCAGUUAAUAAAUGCGAAGAAAUCAACGACGCUGCUUCGGAAAGUGGAAACUGUUUACUAUGGUCAUUUGGGCCUUCCAGUUCCGGAUCCGGACUCCGAGUCGGAGAGCAGUUCGGACGACAGUAAUGAAGCUAUGCAGAACUUUCACAUGUUUCCGGGUGGAAAUCCGUUCGGAUUCUGUCCCCCUGCUUACUACACUCAAUUCGGAAAUUAUCAAGCCCCGUAUCAAGUUUCUAUGGGCAACGGCAUUGCUACGAAUGGGGAAAACGGAGGAGGCACUGGUUCUGCGUACACUCCAGCGUUUAUUACUCCCGCGCACGUUCCUGUGACCACUCCGUCUGCUCAACAGUUCCCCACUCUUCCAGUAUUGCCCCCGAAGAUGGGAUUCGACGAAGAUACAAAAGAAUGUGACGUCAAACCAUCCAUUGCGGAGACCAUGAGAACCGAGGAGAAGCGGGAAUCGCCAGUCGCGAUGGACAUUGUGGACUCUCCGGAGGAUUUUUCCGCAAUGGAAGAAGAAACGGUGAUUCAGCCUGAAGCGGAGCCAAAAUUGCCGGAAUCUGAUCGUGAACUCGAAUCAGCCGCCGUCGCUUCCUCCCGCGUGAGUGUGUCGCGAUCGUCGUCCAGUGCAGAGAGUUCUAGCAGUGGCGAAUCUUCGGAUGAAUCUUCUAGCGACGACUCGGAUGACGAAGGUGGAGGCGGUGACGGCAAAAAGGAUGGAGGCGGUGGCGGUGGUGGGUCCAGCGGAGCGUCAGGGUCAUCAUCUUCCGACCCGCCUUUGCCUCCGGGACCUCCUCCGCCUCCUCCACCUCCGCCACCUUCACCGCCGCCUCCGCCUCCUGGUGAAGGAGACGCGCCACCUGAUCAAGGAGGAAAUGGUGCACCUCCACCCGGAGACAGUUCUGGAGAUGGGAACGGCCCAGGUGGAAACGAUAAGAAACCAAAUAAAUCAUCAGACAAAGAAUCUUCGAAAAAGAAGAAGAAACACCGCCGCCGCAGGUCGUCAUCGGAUAAAGAAAAAUCCCACAAGGACCGGGACAAGAAGAAGAAGUCAAAGCACAGAGACAAAAAGAAAACCAAACCCUGCAAAGUUUGCGGCUCUGAAAAAGAGUGUUCUCACAGAGAAUUGUCCAAAAAACAUGCGACUGAGUAUGGGAAAUCUGGUGAGAAAAUCGCGAGAGACGAUGGAGCUGUAGUGAAGUCGAAGAAUACCGAUGAUGAAAAGUCGAGGAAAAGCUCGGGAGAUGUUCCGAAAAAGGCCAAAAAGCGUGAGCCACCCAUGCCACCACCAGACUUGUUUGAUCCUCGGGGAGACGGCGUAAAGAUUUUAACUGUUCCCAAGCCAGUUAUUUCUCCUCCUGUUUUGCCAAAUAAAGAUUCGAAACUCAUCCCUAAACCGAAGCCUCCUCACGUUGAAAAGAAAUCUUCUCCGGAUGGGAAAAUCAAAAUGGAAUCUGCGAGCGUUGAAAAGAAGGUGAAACUUGACACUCAGGUUGAGAAGAAGCUGAGUAACGAUGUUGGCAAGCACAAGAGCCCCGACGCAAAGAAUUCUGAAACGAAGCAGCUAUCGAAAAUGACAGAGGAGAUCUCAAAAUCCGAUAAAAACGAGAAAAAACGAAGAAAACCGCAAGUUUUUACUAGUUCGUCUUCUGAAGACGACCUUGAUCGUGGAUUUCAUGCCCUGAAAAAGAUAUCAAAACUGAGCGAAAAGAAAAUCGAGCGGAAACCCGAAGAAAGAAGAAAAUCUGGUACUCUUCACAAUGGCCUGGCGAAUGGUGAGGAUCACGCACAUUCCAGUGAAUCAGAGACGGGGUUGUCCCAUGACAAGUUCGGGGAUUCCGUCGAUUCACGAAUGCGAGAAUUUGGUAAUGGCAGCAGCCACGAGUUGUCAUCCGCUGCCAAAUGCAGAUCUUCGAAGUCACACGCUUCGUUGCAAGAAUCGAAAAAGUCAAAAGUGCUCAAGAAAGAGGAUCCUCCUCGUAAGGAAUCCCCUGCGUGUGGCACCGAUCAAGAAAAUGAGGAUCUCCAGAUUGUCGAGAAAUGUGGAAACAGCUUCGUUCCCAUUUCCAACAAAGAAGGCAACUCUUCGGAAGAAAUCUUUGACUCUAACGGGAUUGAGUCUAUGGAUGAACCCGGCUUUGUGCCAUCAGACAAAGUUCUCGCCAUUCCGGAGAAGUCUCCAGUAGUGGAACCUUCGCUUCCGGAGCCGAAAUCGGUAUCAGUCCUCACAGUGAGCAACGUGGAACGCAUGAGCAAACGUCUCUCGCGACUCAAGAAUAAACGGACGGAAAAAUUGUCCCCUGAAUCGGAAAUCAGCGCCGAUGAAGGCAUCGUUGUUGAACCCGCGGUCGAGACUCCGGAGAAACAGGCGCAUCUAGUUGAUUCCUUAUCUGUUGAGUCGCCAACUUCACCGAGCGUGGACGAGGAAAACAAUCGCCUCAACCAGUUGAACAGGAAUUUCAUCUCCGACAAAAUUGCGACGGAAGGGGCAACUCUGCAACAACCAUACAUAGCUCCGGUGUUUCCUAGCAAGAAGGGUUACGUGUAUGAAAUAGUUUAUGAUCCCCCAGAAGCCCCCGAAGAAUCGGCAGUAGAUUUAGAAGCGGGACGCAGUCGCAGACAGCGAAAACCCAACCAGAGAUACAGUUCCAAUGAAUACGUUAUGAAGCCGAAGACUGACCUGGAGACGACUGGAGCUGACGGAUCCGAAAGCGACUCUCCGGUCAGUGAUGACGAAGACCUUGUCAAAGAACUCGAGGAAGCCGCUUUGCAGGGAGAGAAAGUUGUCGGAUCCUUUCUGCAAAAGGUGAAUGCGCAUUUGAUGUCUUACGCGAAUUUGCUGCCUGUGGAUUUACCGUUGAACGGAGCGAAAGCAGUGGCGGAAAUCGCGUUGAAAUUCAAGAGCUGCGUUGCGAAAAAGCGGAACGGUGUGACAAUUGUGUUGCCUCCGAAGCGUCGUAAAAUUGAAUGUUCGUGAGCUUGGGCUUGUUGAUUCCAACUCGGGGGUCAGUUGAUGUGGAUGUUCUGUUGGGGAUUUUCUUCCUUUUUUUCUGCGCGCGUGUUGCAAAUGAGAUUUUUAUUACUGCGCUGUUUUUUUUUUAUUGCCUCGUUGCAGUGCGACGGAGCCAAAUUGCUCGAGUCGUAACGUUCGUAUUUUAAUUUGUUUUUCUUUUGUUCAGUGUCGCCCCCAGCUUUUCAGUUAUGAAAUCUAGUUGAGGCUCUGGGCGUUCCCUUCCCGAGACGUACGUAAAUUUUUUUCCAUGCGUUACUUCCAGCGGCGAUUCUUAAAAAUUCUCGGUUUAGUCGGAGGGCUCUGGUCGCGUGUUGACACGUUGUGGAAAUUGAAUCUUGAUCAAGAGUGAAUGAAACUAUUUCUAAAAAUCCUC
Messenger RNA from Notodromas monacha, 3814 nucleotides. The record is from the annotation of a GenBank genome assembly. NCBI's taxonomy places the organism in Eukaryota, Metazoa, Arthropoda, Ostracoda, Podocopida, Cyprididae.